GUGCCACUUACCCCAUAAAACCCUGUCAGUAUGAGUGGGGUUCCGCCCACAGAUGCUGGUGUUGCGCAAUAAUUCAAGAUUCUGGACAACACGACUGACCUUUCCGCCCCUCGGUUCUUAGCGGAAAACGUGCAAAACCCAGUGGGCCAGUUGACCUGCGACAAACAGAAAGACCCCGUUGCAACUCUUGUGACGGACAGGUAUCCAAGUUUUAUCUGACAACAUUACCCACGUAUGGCGUCGGAUGACAUUUGGAAAGUCUGUGAAUUGGGUGAGAAAACAAAGAGCCAUGCCAGGACUACUUUGAGCACAGAUGAAAAAGUUAUCAUCACGCUGCCAAGGAGCGAUUCCACCACAGCAGAGUUCAUAGAGGUCCACGUGCUGGACGGCAGAUCCAUCACCAUAGGCAGCGCCAGCACCCAGACAGACUGGGAGUGGGUGGAGCAGGCACUCACAGACAGCUGUCAAGUUCAAAGUAAAGUGGAGAGGUUUGAGCCAAAAGCCUCAUCACAGACAGUUCCCCAGAGUAUAGUUAUUGGGCCAGAUUCAGAGAUUGAAGAGACAGAUAUGGAGAAGGAGAAUGAGUUGUAUGGUAUACCUAAUGUGGGGCCACCUUCCAUGUUGGCCUACAAACCAGAGUCGAAACAACCGCCUGUUCAUUUUGAAAAGAUCCCAGUGUUGCCCAUCUCUGGAUCCUCUGAAGCUCAGUCCAAACUGAAAGUAGAGUUUGUUCUAUGUGACUACUGCCAGCAACCCUGUAACCCAUUCAUACGCCGGGAACAAUUGGAAAAUAAUCGUGACCUGGAAUUGCUCUUUUGCUGUGAAUGGGCUCAGAAAAUGCGAGCGUUUCUCCUGGAAGAGGAGCGGGCCUUAGCCGCCAUGGAGAUGAACAGGAAGAUUGAUGUGGGCCCUCACCCACCCUUCAUGAACAAACACGAGAAGAGAGCUGCAAAGGAGCGGGCAGAGCAGAGGUUGUUGGAAUGGGAACUUCAGAAGGUCCUGAAGAAAGGCAAUCAGAACCGAUUUUUUUCAGGUCAGAUCAAAACCAUCUCCUAUAGACUGUCCAAUGAGGUUUGGACUUUCCGAGAAGAGUCUCACUUCCCUAAGAUGGACAUCAUGAACUCCUCAGAUAUCUUCACCCUCCAGGGGGAGACGGACAGGCAGCACAGAGAGAGGAGAAUACAUUUGCUGCUGAGGUUCUAUCCAAAUGGCAAACCCUUCAUCACGUUAUAUCCAGACGGAACAGGUCAUGUGUUCUAUCCAUCUGGGAAUGUUGCUAUCAUCAUCUCCUCUGUGGAGGCUGCUGACUUCACCUAUAUAAUCAUGGAGGACAAGGAUUUAGAGCCAAACUUUGAGGCCGUGUUUACAACCAGAGGCCAGUCUACGUGCUACCACCCCAAUGGACUUAUAUGGGUGAACCUGACACAGCUGGGAGGCUCCUGCUGCAGUGAGACCGGGGCCCUGAGACGACGCUGGACCUGGCUGGACCUUGAGCCUCACAUCCAAGCCCCUCCCUUCCAGCCCAUCUGUCUGGUCCUGGGUCGCCACGUCAGCCUCCGCAUCCAGUCCCAGGAACGCAUCUACCUCACAUUCUCCUCUCACCAAAGCAGAGUACGUUUCAACGUGGGCUCCAAACUCAAGCUAACCCAUCCGGAAGGCCUAGUGAUGCCGGGGCCAGACAUCCUGCAACAACAUCUCCAAAUGAAAAGCCUGGAGAUUUACACUCUGCUGGACCGGAUGCAGACCUGCAUGGCCUACCAGCACUCGGCCAAUCCCCACAACAUUAAGCCCCAGUACAGCCUCGUUGCCCAGAUGCAGAGACUCAAGAGACAGAUGGAAAAACAGAGCUCACCCAAAAAGACCAAAGCUCUCAUGGCCUCUAAGGACUUAUAACAACUGACAACUCAAAGCCUGUGUUGUUCCAGAAUUCAUAUUGUUGCUAUGAAACCAAGGCAUUUAGCAUUUAUUCUAAUUAGAAAUAAAUACAGUAGCCAUGUGUAAAAUAUUAGAAAAGACUGGUCAUGUUUCUUGUCAGAUACAUUUUGAAUAGAUUUAAUGGUUGGGCCAUUGUGCAAAUUAAGAAAUUAGUCAGCAGUCUAAGGAAAAUGACGAAUGAGG
Oncorhynchus gorbuscha (pink salmon) is the source of this 2118-nucleotide messenger RNA. RefSeq names its product glutamate-rich protein 6-like. The transcript is spliced from 13 exons. The record is from RefSeq and is a predicted model, not a curated record. The coding region runs from base 235 to 1893 and encodes 552 amino acids. Lineage: Eukaryota; Metazoa; Chordata; Actinopteri; Salmoniformes; Salmonidae.